AUACGGGCAUAACUUUUGACAAAUUUGAUUUGAUACGGACGAUGCAUCCUCUGGUACAGAUGACAUGACUGUUUACGAAUAAUUCAUGGUAAUUAAGAGGCUUUUCAUUUGCAUAGCCCAGCUCUCAUAAUUUUCACCAUUUAAUUUUUCAAUAUGUAAAACCGAUCCGCUCAUUUUUAUUUUCAAUAAAACGAUAUUAAUUAUAUCGACCUGAAGCGACUAUAUCGAAACACGUGAUGGGUCUGGGCCCAUAACUUUUGUUCGAACAUUUAACACAAAGACGUUCGUUCAAUACGAAAUGUUUUAUUGAAGUAAAAAAAAAGUACAUAGUAUGUAAAAAUAACAAUAGUAAAGAGUAACAGGUGUAAUACAUAAGAAAGAAAUUAUGUACAUAUACAUGUUACAUCAUCUGGUCUCUCUGUCACAGAUAAAAGACCACCUGGUGCAAACAUCAACUUCAAUGCAGUACCAGUUACAUCUUGAGCUUUGGUUCAUCCAGGUGGAGGCACAGCUUGGGUCGCAAAAUAUCUGGAAUGACAACAUCAUGUACCAGGCAGUCCUCGGUACCUUGAAUCCUGAAGUAUUCAAGGAGGUCUCCGACAUCCUCUGGGCUCCACCAGUGCAAGAUAAGUAUACGUAUCUAAAAACUAACCUCAUUAACCGUUUCAUCGAUUUAGUUCAUCGCCAGUUGUAUAAGCAGUUGACAGAGCUUGAGCUUGGAAAUCGGAAGCCCAGCCAGCUUCUAAGGGAGAUUAAGACCCUGGCUGCCAUCAGAGCAUCAGAAGAGCUUCAGAAACAUGAUCACGAUCCCGAACUCCAAAACCAUCAGGUCUCUGUUUUUAUCACAGCAGAUUUGGUGAGAAAGUCAUCGAUGGCUUCAACCCUGCACCUACAAGUCUGUUAGCAACCACGGAAACUAGCAAGGCUUUUGGCGACAGCAGUCAUUAUGUUCCAUCCAGCAAGGAGUACCACCUGCAUGUACAUGACAUAUUAUACCAGAGGUUCCUUGUUGACUCUGGCUCAGUGGUCUCUGUAGUAUCACAAGCUAUAGUCAAGCAAAAACUGGAACUGGUCAGGCACUCCCUUUUUUUUAGAGAGGGAGAAAGUGGCGCCUUACGCAAAAUUCGGGGAGGUGGGGUUGGACGUGGCUUGGUUUGCUCUUGCAGUGAUGUUAAUUACAAGUAAUUACUAUUAGUAUUGUUAAUAAAUUGUAUUUUCUAUUGGUAAACUCAAUGUAAAUUUAAUAUAUUGAAUUGAUGUGCAAAACGA
Molecule: messenger RNA, 1269 nt
Organism: Bactrocera oleae (olive fruit fly)
Lineage: Eukaryota; Metazoa; Arthropoda; Insecta; Diptera; Tephritidae
Source: RefSeq, a predicted model, not a curated record